Messenger RNA from Linderina pennispora, 2504 nucleotides. Its product is annotated as WD40 repeat-like protein. Gene Ontology annotation, biological process: maturation of SSU-rRNA from tricistronic rRNA transcript (SSU-rRNA, 5.8S rRNA, LSU-rRNA). The transcript has a single exon. Gene Ontology annotation, molecular function: protein binding; RNA binding. The coding region runs from base 53 to 2470 and encodes 805 amino acids. Gene Ontology annotation, cellular component: small-subunit processome; 90S preribosome; t-UTP complex. The record is from RefSeq and is a predicted model, not a curated record. Lineage: Eukaryota; Fungi; Kickxellomycota; Kickxellomycetes; Kickxellales; Kickxellaceae.
GCAGGUCCACCGGUGUCGGUUCACAGACUACGUGCCGCAGGCAAUCAAUGCGAUGGAGUUCACACCGCGGACAUGGAAGUGGCCGCUGCUGGCAGUUGGGCGGGGCAACGGCGACAUUGAGCUGUGGCGGGUGAAGCGCAACCUGGUGUACGAGAAGACGAUCCCGGGAGUGGUGAACGGCUCGCUGGAGACACUGGCGUGGGCACACCAGACGGAGCUGACGCAAGACGAUAUGGAGCUGUUUGACACGAAGGAAGAGCAGGCGCGGGAGCGGGAGCGGCUGCGCAGCAGCAGCCCGCGGCUGUUCUCGGCGGGACUGAAUGCGGUGAUUGUGGAGUGGGACCUGGCAACGCUGACGCCGCGACGCGCAGUGGACUCGUAUGGCGGAGCAGUGUGGUGCAUGGCAGUGAACAACGCGCAGACGCAGCUGGCGGUGGGCACGGAGGACGGACAUAUCCGGAUCUUCGACAUCGCAGGCGGGGAGCUGGCGUACGUGCGGUGCUACGACCGGGUGCGCAGCCGCAUCCUGGCAGUGGCGUGGGGGGCAGAUGACGCGACGGUGGUGACGGGAUCGGCGGACGGAUCGGUGCGGGUGUGGGGUGCGGACGGACACGUGGCCACGCGCAUGACGGUGCCCAAGGAAGGGGCGGAGGCGACGCUGGUGUGGGCGGUGGCAGUGCUGCGCGACGGCACAGUUGUGUCGGGGGACUCGCGCGGCCACGUGAUGUUCUGGGAUGCGGCGAUGCGGGUGGUGCAGCAGGACUUCAAGGCCCUGGGCGCCGACGUGCUCAGCCUGGCAGUGGACCGUGCGGGCCAUACGGUGUUUGCGUCGGGCGUUGAUCCGAAGAUCACGCAGUUCCGGCUGUUCGUGGGUGGGGCCGAGGCCACAAACACGACGUCGAUGGCGCCGCGCAAGUGGCAGCUGACGGGGUUCCGGCGGUACCACACGCACGACGUGCGGGCGCUGGCGCUGGAGACGAGCAAGGGUGUCAAUCUGCUGGCGUCGGGCGGUGUCGACACGCAGGUGACGGCCAUGCGGGCCCGCAGCUUCCCCGACCGUGCGCCGCACCGCCAGCCGUGCUUCCCGCCGCUCAGCACCGUGGCCAGCGUGGCUCCCCAGGCUGGACUGGUGCUGCAGCGCCAGGGCGCCCAGCUCAAGGUGUGGGCGCUGGGCCAGGCUGCACCGCUGGCUCCGGCGCUGGCCGAGCAGAUGGAGAGCGGCACGGCGGUUGCAGCGCCAACGCCCGCCGAUCUGCUGCGCAUGGACGUCAAGACUCGCACGUCGCUCACGUGCAGCGCGAUCUCGGCCUCGGGCCAGUUCAUCCUGGCGUCCGAUGCCGUCGGCCCCAAGCUGUUCCACGUGGCCGGUCUGCAGCCUGGCAGCGACCGCGUCCGCGUCAAGCGUGUGCGCUGCUUCCCGCCUGCUGACUUUGUGCCGGCCGAGUCGGCGAACCGCGGCGUGGUGCAGGCGCGGUUCACGUCGGACGAGUCGCGUGUGGUGCUGGCGACGGCUGACGCGUACGUGGUGGUGGUGGAUGUGUCGCAGUGGCAGCAGGGCCGCACGGUGACCGAGCGCCGGCUGUGCGCUCACCGCUGCACUGAGGCCGAGACUGCGGCUGAUGCGCUGUGCGAUGACGGUGUGCCGACGCAUGCGGGCCGCGCGCGCAAGCAGGCGGGGGCUCUGGCGCCGCUGCGCACGAUUGUGCAUAUGGCGGUCUCACGUGACGACACCCUGGUGGCCACUGCCGACACCGCGGGCACCGUAGCUGUGUCGCGGCUGGACGGCUCGCAGCAGCUGGUGGUGCCGCGGCUGGGCCAGGGCAGCGCGUGCGUGACGGCUUUGGGGUUCAGCCUGGCCAACCACGUGCUGCUGGCUACCAGCGACAACCGCAUCUACGCCUGGGACGCCCACGCGCAGCGUCUGACGCCCUGGUCGCAGCAGUACUCGGACGCCCACAUCCCGCGGCCGUUCCGCGAGCAGGACUGCUGCAUUGCGGGCUUCCUGGUGAACCCAGCCGAGCCGCAGUGCGUCUAUGCCUGGGCCACCACCCAUAUCACGCGCAUCGACCUGUCGCAGGCCCCCGGCCCGCGCGAGACUCUGCUGAACAUCCACAAGCGCAAGCAGAUUGAGCAGGAGAUCAUUUCCCGCGUGGUCGAGGAGAAGGACGUGGCCCGCCGCCGGCUCGAGCGCCAGCACGCGAAGCGCGUGGCCAAGCUGCCGGCCGAGCUGUCGAUGGAGGAGCGCGCCGAUGCGCUGGAGCGCGACUGGGAGGAGACGGUGGUGGCGCGUCUGCGUGAGGCCGGCAUUGAUGUGCGGCAGCCGAACAACUUCCGCAUGACGCAGCGCUACCAGAGCCUGAUGGCCGCCGAGUUCCUAGCCGACGACGCCAUGGUGGUGGUCGAGCGGCCCUGGAUCGACGUUGCUGCUGCUCUGCCGUCUGCCUACCACCGCCGCCGCUACGGCCAGUAAAACCGACUAUCUUUUUAUUUCCCUAAAACACAAU